This is a messenger RNA of Zingiber officinale, 1055 nucleotides long. Its product is annotated as ubiquitin-conjugating enzyme E2-23 kDa-like. Gene Ontology annotation, biological process: ubiquitin-dependent protein catabolic process; protein polyubiquitination. The transcript has 6 exons. Gene Ontology annotation, molecular function: ubiquitin conjugating enzyme activity. Gene Ontology annotation, cellular component: nucleus. Bases 11 to 742 code for a protein of 243 amino acids. The record is from RefSeq and is a predicted model, not a curated record. NCBI's taxonomy places the organism in Eukaryota, Viridiplantae, Streptophyta, Magnoliopsida, Zingiberales, Zingiberaceae.
UUCCAGAGAGAUGGAUAAAGCUUCGGGCACCACCACCUUUUGGUUUUUAAAGCCCUUCCUUCUUCCUUCUUCCUUCUUCCUUGCUAUUUGCCUGCGGAGGAGGAGGAGGAGGAGGAUAAAGAAAGAGAGAAUUUUUAACAGCGCCGUCCGCCUCGACACCAUCGGAGUCGAUCAAGGGCGCGGGAUCGUGAUGUCGUCUCCGAGCAAGCGCCGCGAGAUGGACCUCAUGAAACUGAUGAUGGGCGACUAUAAGGUGGAGAUGCCGAAUGACAAGAUGCAAGUGUUCUUCGUGGACUUCCAUGGUCCCAAAGAGAGCCUUUAUCAAGGAGGCGUGUGGAGAGUAAGGGUGGAACUACCAGAUGCUUAUCCUUACAAGUCUCCCUCAAUUGGCUUUGUUAAUAAGAUGUAUCAUCCUAACGUCGAUGAGAUGUCUGGUUCGAUUUGUUUGGAUGUUAUCAAUCAAACUUGGAGUCCCAUGUUUGAUCUUGUCAAUGUAUUCGAAGUGUUUCUUCCGCAACUCCUUCUAUAUCCGAAUCCUUCAGAUCCAUUGAAUGGGGAGGCUGCUGCGCUAAUGUUGCAUGAUCAAUCAGCUUAUGAACAAAAAGUGAAAGAAUACUGCCGGCUAUUCGCAAAGCCCGAGGACGUCGGUAAUUCUCCAGAAGACGAAUCAAGCGACGAAGAAAUGAUUGAAAAUGAAUAUGAUUCUAGUGAUGAACAAAUGUUAGGAAAACCCGACCCUUGAUAAUAGGGUUCACAGUUCCCUGCACAUUGUUGCAGGGCGAAAAGAAAUCAGAUCAUUUCAUAUGCCACAUUGUAAAUAAAAAUACUCAACAAUGAAAUUAUAUAUAUAUGGGGAUUCUUUGAAAUGACUUCUGAUCAGAACCAUGCAAAUUAGGCCAAGAAUCGAGAUGAAUUGGGAAAUAGUGACUCUUAUAAGGUGAGUGUUCCUCAAGUAUGGAGCAAAUUUGUGCUUUGUCAUGGUGUCAGGUAACUAACAAUUAGGAAUAGUAAUGGCUUUCUGGUGGAAAAUCAGAAUGUUUGAGAAAUUGUUUCAA